Python bivittatus (Burmese python) is the source of this 1418-nucleotide messenger RNA. The record is from RefSeq and is a predicted model, not a curated record. Lineage: Eukaryota; Metazoa; Chordata; Lepidosauria; Squamata; Pythonidae.
CUUACGGGGUUCUGUGCUUCGUCAGGCGGAAGAGAACAGGAGGCUGAAAGACCUGGAACUGCAGCAGGAAGAGAAGCUGGCCGCCGAGUUAGCGCGACUCAAGCACGACGAGCUGAAGGACGAAAAGAUGAGGCAGCAAAUCAGAGAAAACAGCAUUGAACUGCGGGAGCUGGAGAGGAAAUUGAAAUCUGCUUAUAUGAAUAAGGAGAGGGCUGUUCAGAUUGCUGAGAAAGAAGCUCUGAAAUAUGAAAAAAUGAAGGAGGAUGCAGAGAUCUACCGAGCGAUGAAGGAGGAGCAAGAAAGAGCAGUUGAGGCAGAGAACACUGUUGAAAUAAGGCGCAACCAGGAGAAGUUGCUCUAUCAGCAAGAACUGGAAAAACAGCUGGAGCAACAAGAGAGGCGGAAACAGGCUGCCUACAAGGAGUUCCUUAGAGAGAAACUCUUGAUUGAUGAAAUUGUGAGGAAGAUCUAUGAGGAAGAUGAAAAGGCAAGACAAGACAGACUAGAGAAAAAGAGAGCCACGCAGAGAUUCAUUGAAGAAUUCAAAAAAGACCAGGCCCUGCGGAGGAGAAGGCAGCGUGAGGAGAUGGAAGAGGAGAACCGAAAGCUCAUGGAAUUUGCUAACAUGUGGCAGGAGAGAGAAGACAACCGGAUGGCAACGAUUCAUGAAAACGAAGAGAAAAAAAGAAAGCUCCAGCAAAUGCUUGCAGAAGUUCUGAAAAAAGAACAACAGGAGCGAGAGGAACUUGAGCAAAUCAGAGCUGAGUUGCACUUUGAAGAACAGGCUGAGGAAGAGAGGAAGAAGGAGAUGGAAGAGAUGGAGAAGAAAAUCAGGCAGCGCAUUGAGCUACGAAACUCAUACGAGGAACAGUUGGCCUCAAGGAAAGUGCUGCUGCAGGCCUUGAAGGAAGAGGAGGAGGCCUUUCGCCAGGCCAUGUUAGACAAAUUUGCAGAAGAUGACCGUAUUGAGCAGAUGAACGCUCAGAAACGAAGAAUGAAACAACUGGAACACAGGAGAGAAGUAGAGAAGCUGAUCGAAGAACGACACAAACAGUUUGUUGCAGACAAGGAACGUGAACUAGAAGAAAGACAAACGGAAGAAAGGAGGAAAGGAAUCAUUGAUGACAUUAUUGAGGAGGAGCGACAGAAGCUUCUUAAAGAGCAUGCAGUUAAACUCCUGGGGUAUCUUCCACGGGGAAUUCUUAAGGAUGAGCAAGACGUUAAUAUGCUUGGAGAAGAGUUCCGGCAAGCUUACCAAAAGAGGAAAGGGGAUGGGCUUUCAGAAGUCAACUGAGCUUUCAUUGCUUCACCUUAGACUCCUCCUAGAAGUCACCUGACCAUAGAAAUAGCAUUUGCUGCUACACUGACUUUUUAAAAAUUGGCUUUUAUAUUGAUAAAUUACUUAUUUGACCAUUGUU